Messenger RNA from Odontomachus brunneus, 8605 nucleotides. RefSeq names its product neurogenic locus Notch protein (gene N). Bases 1622 to 8518 code for a protein of 2298 amino acids. Gene Ontology annotation, cellular component: plasma membrane; protein-containing complex. NCBI's taxonomy places the organism in Eukaryota, Metazoa, Arthropoda, Insecta, Hymenoptera, Formicidae. The record is from RefSeq and is a predicted model, not a curated record. Gene Ontology annotation, molecular function: protein binding; calcium ion binding. The transcript is spliced from 11 exons. Gene Ontology annotation, biological process: regulation of developmental process; heterophilic cell-cell adhesion; multicellular organism development.
ACGUCGGCGAAGAGAAAGAGAAAGCGCGCGCAGGACGACGACUACGACGACGGAGGAGGAGGAGGAGGAGAAGGAGCUGGUGGUGGCGGAGCGGAGACGAGACCCGCGCGCGCAGCAAGGGGCGCGCGAGGCACCGAGACGGUGGCGCCCUCUGAGCGGUGCGCCACCGAAGAUAAGAUUAGUCAGCCGCCAGCCGUCCGAGAACGACGUACGCUUCGCGCGCGCGUCCCCGUCAGACUCCAUUCAGUGCGUGCGCGCGCGCGCACCACACGAAAACAGGUGGUCGCGUUAAAUCGACGAUCGUCCGCGAUUAUACGAGAGCCAGUGGUAGUGUCGCGCGCGAUCACAGCCGCCGAACUGCACUCACCGCACUCGUCUGCCCACCCGCGUUCCUCGUGUCGUUCCAGCCGUGGCACCAUCACAUUCCAGCGGCAGCCGCGGCCACGAGAGGAGAAUUCCGCGAGAGAAACUUUGACCGAGGAUAUGAUAUUAUUUCGUCUCGCGACGGCAUUUCGGUGACCGUUUUGUAGGAAAGUUUUUGCGGUUUCUCUCUCUGUCUCGCUACCUGCGCCGGCGACGUCGCGACAAGUUUGAACAAGUUUCGACAAGUCGGUGUCACCUUUCCUGUUGGAAUGACGACGUUAUAGUUCGAUGCGUCAGCCGUAGUCCUGUGGCAGUCUGGCAAACUGUGAGUGUUUGUCUUUGUGUCUGGCAAACUGUGAGUGACAUCCGAAAAAGACGGAGAUACGCAGCGGGACGUCGCACAUACUUGCGUGGCGUAGCGAAAAGAGCCGAGGAAACGUCCAGAGAUCGGAAAAGUGUCUCUUGUUUCUGUCGGCCACGACGCCAUAUUGAGAGGCGGUCGCCCCGAAAUCGCGGGAGUUCGCCACUUCGGCCGGUGUCUCCGGCUCGCCUGGUGGCGGCAGCGGGGGCGGCUUUCGGAGAGAGAGUCGCGCCGGCGGAGUCAGAACGCCGGAUGUGAGAACGAGAUGAGAUAGCGGGAACGAUGAGAAGGAGAACGCCCGACGACCUGCUCGCGUCUUGUCGCGAACGAAGGGAAAGCCGCCGCGCCCCGGCGUCGCCGCGGUGAUACAUCGCGCAGUCAGGACGUGCACAUCGCGCGGCUCAGGAGACGCCACCGGACGCGACACGAGCGUCGCCUGAGUUCUUUCUUUCGUGCCGUGUUACGUUCGCCCGGACAGUGUGUUUACAGUGUAUUGUCUCGUGACUCUCUCGUCGCCCGGCUCGAGAUUAUUUCGUCAUUCGGUCACGUUGCGUCCACUGUCGGGAUUAUUUCGGACCGUCUUUUACCGUUCGCCGUCCGUGUCGUGUUGGAUUACCCACGUGCGACCUCCCUGUGCGACCUGAAGACAGUGUUGGCAUAGUGAACUGUGAGAGGGUUUGAUCGCGCGCAAGUUGCGCCGAGGUCUCUCGUGUGAGGAUAUAUCAGUGUGAGGUGAUUUCGCCGCGGAUGUGCCCGAUCUGUUCGCGCGACACGAGGAAGCGGGGUGGGUUCUGUUGUCUCGGGAGAUGGAGUGAGCGUAUGCGAGACGGGCUCCUCGUCGAAAUAUGAGGAUUACGUUCCACCGCUGCUGCGACCGACCAUCGAUCACCCGUGAAAAUGGAUCUCACGCAUGUGUUUCUGCUGCUACUGCUCGUCGCGAGCUCAAGAUGCAUGUGCUCGAACGGAUACACCGGACAAAAUUGCGAGAGCGAGUACAUCCCCUGCGACCCGUCGCCAUGUGAGAAUGGAGGCUCGUGCCAUCAGCUCGGCGAACAUGCCUAUGAGUGCAUCUGCCCUGAGGGAUUCCGAGGGGAGCGCUGCGAGGAGAACAUCGACGACUGUCCGGGCAACCUCUGUCAGAAUGGUGCCACUUGCAUGGACCGGGUGAACGAGUACUCCUGCCUGUGUCCGCCGGCCUUCACGGGCACGCAAUGCGAGCUGGACGUGGACGAGUGCUCCGUGCGGCCGUCCUUGUGCCACAACGGCGCUACGUGCACAAAUUCGCACGGCAGUUACUCGUGCAUAUGCGUGAACGGCUGGACCGGGGCCGACUGCAGCGUCAACAUCGAUGACUGUGCAGGUGCGGCCUGCUUCAACGGCGCUACCUGCAUCGAUCGCGUCGGCAGCUUCUACUGCCAGUGCACAUACGGAAAGACCGGACUCCUCUGCCAUCUGGACGAUGCCUGUACGUCGAAUCCGUGUCACGAGGGCGCGAUCUGCGACACCAGCCCUAUCAACGGCUCCUUCACUUGCUCCUGCGCCACCGGAUACAAAGGACUGGACUGCUCCGAAGACAUUGACGAGUGCGAGCAAGGCUCUCCUUGCGAGCACGACGGUAUCUGCGUGAACACGCCCGGCUCCUUUGCCUGCAACUGCACGCAAGGAUUCACGGGGCCGCGAUGCGAGACGAACGUGAACGAGUGCGAGUCGCAUCCGUGCCAGAACGACGGCUCCUGCCUGGACGAUCCUGGGACAUUUCGCUGCGUCUGUAUGCCAGGCUUCACUGGCACGCAAUGCGAGAUCGACAUAGACGAAUGCGCAGCGAAGCCGUGCCUGAACGGCGGCGCCUGCACCGAUCUCAUCAACUCCUUCAAGUGUACCUGCGCGGACGGCUUCGCCGGCACCCACUGCCAGAUCAACAUCGACGACUGCGCCUCGUCGCCGUGCAAGAACGGCGGCUUCUGCCAAGAUGGCAUCGCGAGGUACACGUGCGACUGCCCGCCCGGCUUCACCGGCGCCUCCUGCGAGACCAACAUCAACGACUGCCAAUCGAAUCCGUGCCACAACGGCAUCUGCAUCGACGGCGAGAACAACUUCACCUGCAGCUGCUACGCCGGCUUUACCGGCCCGCUCUGUCAAAUGCAGAUCGACGAGUGCACGAGCAACCCUUGCCAGUUCGGGGCUUUGUGCGAGGACCGCGUCAAUGGUUACCAAUGUAUCUGCCGACCCGGCACGUCCGGCAUCAACUGCGAGGUCAACGUGAACGAGUGCUAUAGCAACCCCUGCCGAAACGGGGCUAGGUGCAUCGACGGUAUUAACGGGUACUCCUGCGCGUGCGAGCCCGGCUUCACCGGCCAGCACUGCGAGACCGACAUUAACGAGUGUGCCAGCAAUCCGUGCGCGAACGGCGGCCGCUGCAUCGACGUGAUAAACGGCUAUAGGUGCGAAUGCCCGCGCGGCUACUACGACGCCAGGUGUCUGAGCGACGUGGACGAGUGCGCGAGCAAUCCCUGCAUGCACGGCGGCACUUGCGAGGAUGGCGUGAACCAGUUCAUCUGCCAUUGCCUGCCGGGAUACGGCGGCAAGCGAUGCGAGGCUGACAUCGACGAGUGCGGCUCGAACCCCUGCCAACACGGCGGCACGUGCAACGACCACCUGAACGGCUACAGCUGCAAGUGCCUACCCGGCUACGCCGGCACCAAUUGCGAGACCAACAUCGACGACUGCGCGAACAACCCCUGCCAGAAUGGCGGCUCGUGCAUCGACCUUGUCAACGACUACAAGUGCGUCUGCGAGCUACCCCAUACUGGCAGGAACUGCGAGGAGAAGUUGGACCCCUGCUCGCCGAACAAAUGCCUCCACGGAGCGAAGUGCUCGCCGUCGUCAAACUUCCUCGACUUCGCGUGCACGUGCACGGUCGGUUACACGGGCAGGCUGUGCGACGAGGACGUAGACGAGUGCGUGAUGACGUCGCCGUGCAGAAACGGUGCCACUUGCCGGAACACCAACGGCUCUUACCACUGCGUGUGCGCGAAGGGCUACGAGGGCCGUGAUUGCAUCAUCAAUACCGAUGACUGUGCAUCAUUUCCCUGUCAGAACGGCGGUACCUGCCUGGACGGCAUCGGCGACUACACCUGCUUAUGCGUGGACGGCUUCAACGGGAAGCACUGCGAGAUCGACGUCGAUGAAUGCUUGUCGCAGCCCUGCCAAAACGGAGCGAUCUGCAAGGAAUACGUCAACUCCUACACCUGCCAAUGUCAGCUCGGCUUUUCCGGCAUCAACUGUCAGACCAACGACGAGGACUGCACCGAUAGUAGCUGUAUGAAUGCAGGCAAGUGCAUCGACGGUAUCAACAACUACACCUGCGUCUGCUUACCCGGUUACACCGGUUCCAACUGUCAGUACCGUAUCAACGAGUGCGACAGCUCGCCUUGCUUGAACGGCGCUACCUGCCAUGAUCAUGUGCAAUAUUACACGUGUCAUUGUCCAUACGGCUACACGGGCAAGCGAUGCGACAAGUACGUGGACUGGUGCGCCGACAAUCCGUGCGAGAAUCAGGCUACGUGCGUACAGCACAAGAACAAGUACCAAUGUAACUGCUCGCCCGGCUGGACUGGCAAGGUAUGCGACGUGGAGAUGGUCUCAUGCAAGGACGCCGCUAUACGGAAAGGCGUGCCGGAGAAGAAUCUUUGCAACAACGGCACCUGCGAAGACAUUGGCAAUAGUCACCGUUGCCACUGUAUCGAGGGUUAUACCGGCUCAUACUGCCAAGAGGAGAUCGACGAAUGCGAUUCGGCGCCGUGUCAGAACGGCGCGACUUGCCGGGACCUCGUCGGCUCGUAUCAGUGUCAGUGCACGAUAGGCUUUCAAGGACAGAACUGUGAGCUCAACGUCGACGAUUGUACACCGAAUCCAUGUCAAAACGGCGGCACUUGUCAUGACAUGGUCAUGAAUUUCAGCUGCUCUUGCCCACCGGGCACUCUCGGCUUCAUAUGCGAGAUCAACGUCGACGACUGCGUGGUUGGCGCAUGCCACAACAACGGCAGCUGCACCGACAAGGUCGGCGGCUUCGAAUGCAAUUGUCCACCUGGGUUCGUCGGGCCCAGAUGCGAAGGCGACAUCAAUGAGUGCCUUUCAAAUCCGUGCGCGUUAACUGGUACCCAAGAUUGCGUGCAAUUGGUUAAUAACUAUCACUGUAAUUGUAAACCUGGUUAUAUGGGUCGCCAUUGUGAAGUGAAAGUGAACUUUUGUGACAGUUCGCCGUGUCAAAAUGGUGGCAUAUGUACUGCUAAGCAGGCGGGUCACACAUGUGUGUGCCCGCCUGAUUUCCACGGCAGUAACUGCGAAUUCGCCGGCUCGUACUGCGACUCCGAGCCGUGCUCGCACGGCGGCACAUGUCGCAUUACCGACACUAUGAUGGGUUACGUGUGCUAUUGUCCACCUGGCACCACCGGGACUCACUGCGAGAUGGACGCACGGGACGAGUGCGCGAGUAACCCGUGCCAGCAGCCCGACGCCAUCUGCGAGAACUUGGUUGGCGACUACGCCUGUUACUGUCCAGCCAAGUGGACAGGCAAGAAUUGCGAGAUCUACGAUCCGAAUUACCGUGGAGGCGUGUUCGGCAGGCCAAAUGCGAACAUGCCGAAGACCGCCAACGCAUAUGAUCUAGAUUUGGAGCGUGAGCGCAAGAAGUGCAUCGAGAACCGUUGUGAGGAGAAAUCCGGCAAUCAUCACUGUGAUGAGGAGUGCAACAGAUACGCCUGCAAUUUCGACGGCAACGACUGCUCGUUGGGCAUCAACCCGUGGCGCAACUGCACCGCGCCCAUCAACUGUUGGGACGUGUUUAUGAAUGACGUAUGCGACGAGGUCUGCAACAAUGCUCAAUGCCUCUUCGAUGGCAGGGAUUGCGAGAGGAAACUAGCUCCUUGCAAUCCGAUCUACGACGCGUACUGCAGGAAGCAUUACGCCAACGGCCAUUGUGAUUACGGUUGCAACAACGAAGAGUGUAACUGGGAUGGCUUGGACUGCGACGGUGAACCUCCAUCUUUAGCGGAAGGUGUCAUAUCAGUGGUGGUGAGGAUGGACAUGCCUACUUUCCGUUCCAAUGUCGUGGCCUUCUUAAGGGACAUCGGACAUGAAUUACGGACAACAUUGCGCGUCAAGCAAGAUGAGCUCGGCAACGAUAUGAUAUACCCGUGGAAACGGGAGAGAGAAGCCAGUCAGCACGCUAACAUCUUCGGCCAACCUGCGACGAUCUACACCAAUCCGCAGAACGGUGUGAUUGCUUACUUGGAGAUCGACAAUAGGAAGUGCACGGUAACGCAGGGUGCGGUGUGCUUCCCUUCGGCGAACGAAGCGGCCGAGUAUCUAGCCGCAACCGCAUCAAAACACUCCUUGUCGCGAAACUUCCCUAUCGAACAAGUACGAGGCGUCGUGGGACCGCAAGGCCCCGAAUACCCAGACAGUCCCACCAACUACAAAUUCGUCUUUAUCGGUGUGGUGAUCGUGCUACUGAGCGGUCUUCUUGUGGGUGUGCUUGUCACCGCUCAGCGGAAACGCGCUGUAGGAGUCACAUGGUUCCCCGAAGGCUUCUUGAGGACCAGCAGCGGUAGCGGGCAACGGCGUCGUUCACGUAGACGAGGGCCAGAUGGCCAAGAGAUGCGGAACCUGAACAAGCAACCAUCGAUCAAUUGCAUGGACAUAGACGUGGGUAACGGUCGGGUGCAACACUGGUCGGACGACGAGUCUGAUUUACCAGCGAAACGACCGCGGACUGCAAUCAGCGAUCAUACCGCUAUCACAGACUAUGAAGAGACCGAACCGCGCAGAUGGACACAGCAGCAUCUGGACGCAGCCGAGAUACCGCGACCAGACGCCGGGGUCCUCACCCCUCCUGAUCAAGAUGUGGACGCACGCGGCCCAUGCGGCAUGACGCCAUUAAUGGUGGCGGCUGUGCGCGGCGGCGGACUCGAUACCGGCGAAGAGGAAGAUGAGAGCGAUGGCACAGCUGCGAUGAUCGCCGACUUGGUGGCUCAGGGCGCCGAUCUGAAUGCCACCACGGACAAGAGCGGUGAGACAUCGUUGCACCUGGCCGCUCGUUUCGCCAGAGCCGACGCUGCCAAGAGAUUAUUGGACGCAGGUGCCGAUGCAAACUCCCAGGACAACACUGGUAGAACGCCACUGCACUCCGCCGUCGCGGCUGACGCGAUGGGAGUGUUUCAGAUCUUGUUACGCAACAGAGCGACGAAUUUGAACGCUCGCAUGCACGACGGCACUACGCCGCUAAUACUGGCAGCGCGUUUGGCCACAGAAGGCAUGGUAGAGGAUCUCAUCAACGCCGACGCCGACAUUAACGCUGCCGACAACAGCGGUAAGACCGCCCUACAUUGGGCCGCGGCGGUUAACAACGUCGACGCCGUGAACAUUUUGCUGGUGCACGGCGCGAACAGAGAUGCACAAGACGACAAAGACGAAACCCCGCUGUUCCUUGCGGCACGCGAGGGCAGCUUCGAGGCGUGCAAAGCGCUCCUCGACACGUUUGCCAAUAGGGAGAUCACCGAUCACAUGGAUCGGUUACCUCGCGACGUCGCCAGCGAGAGACUACAUCACGACAUCGUUAGAUUGCUCGACGAGCACGUGCCGAGGUCGCCGCAGAUGGUCACCGUUAUUCCGAACGGUCCUCUCAUGGGAUCUCCAAAUCAUCCACAAUUGAUCACACAUCCGACGGUAAUUGGCUCGGCGCCGAAGCAAGCCAAGUCGAAGAAACGACCAAAAGCGGGCGGUACGGGAAACCCAAACAGCCCCGAGUCAGAGGGCGGCGCGGUGGUGAUGGUGAGGCGAAAGCCAUCGGUGAAGAAACCACCAGCCGCCAAACGUGGCGGUGCUCAACCCCCAAACCAAGAGAUCCCUCAUCAGGAAGCGGAGGGCGCCGAGGGUAACCUACCGAGCCCGUAUGACAGCGCGAGCUUGUACAGCAACGCGUUGCCUUUGGUGGCUCACACAGCGACGGCGAAGCAACCACCGCCGUAUGAAGACUGCAUAAAGGGCCAGUCGAUGCAGGGUCUACAGCAGCUCGGCUUAGACACUUUCGCAACCAACUACGGGCUGCCGUUUCACGACCAGCUCUUAGCACCUCAUCAACGGCAGACGCAGGGUAUGGUGAACACCCUGUCGCCGCCGUACAGUAACCAAUCGCCGCCACACUCGGUGCAGUCGAACAUGACACUGUCGCCGCAAGCGAGUUACAUGGGUUCGCCGUCGCCGGCGAAGAGUCGGCCGUCGUUACCCACUUCGCCGACUCAUAUCGCCGCGAUGCGACAAGCGACGCAUCAGAAGCACGGCGGUAUGCCGCCGGUGGGCUUCGACUUCGACAAUCUGCCGUACUCGUCGAGUCAACAACAGCAGCAGCAGCAGCAACAACAGCAGCAGCAGAUGCAGCAGACGCAACAGCAGAUCCAACAGCAGCAGCAACAACAACAGCAGCAACAACAGCAACAGCAGAACACGCAGCAGCAGCAGCAACAGCAGCAGCAGCAGCAGCAACAGCAGACGCAGCAAUACUACCAGUACUUGACGCCGCCGUCCCACCAUUCCGGGCCGGACGUCACGCCGCAGCAUCUCAUGCAAGCACCCGAAAGCUUCCCGACGCCGUCGCCGGACAGCCCGGGUCACUGGUCUUCGAGCUCGCCGCGCUCGAACAGCGAUUGGUCCGAGUGCAUGGCCUCGCCGAACGCGUACGGCGCCGGCGGCGGCGCUCACCAAAGCAACAAGGGCUCGGAGGCGAUCUACAUAUGAGGUUAGCGACGUUUUUCUUCUCCUCCUCCUCCUCUUCGCGCAGGUAAAUGAUAAACCGUGCGAGGACGGCGAAGGAGGAAAGAGAAA